UGAUAAACCAAAUGAAUUUAAUUGUAAAGGGCGUUCUCUACGGGUAUGCAAGAACUUCGAGGGAGAUCGUUCUAGUAAAAAUUUCAGUGUCGAUUGCGACAACAUGAAGAUACUUGAUAUUAUUGGUUAACAUGAAGCUAUCAUCUUCAAUUGGAGUUUUCGUUAUAGCGCACUACAUUUCACAUGUUUGCAGUUCAGUACUAACAGGAAAAAGCCGAUGGUCGCCUAGUUUCUUAAGUCAAGUUCGUGACCUAUCGUGCGAGCCCGGAGAAGUCAGGAACAACGUCACAUUUCUCCAUGGCACUAAAUCCGGGAAUUUUACCAAAUUAGGAAAAGUGUCUGACUUGGAAGUAUGUAUGUUGUUAUGCUGUGAGCUGGACCGUUGUCAGGCUGCGUUUUUGGCGGGAAAGAUCUGCUACUCGGUUACUUGUUUCACAGAUAAUCAUUGCGCAACGGCGCCAGCGCUGAACAACAAAUGGCAGCCAGUGGUGGCGUUGGUAAAGCGAUUACAUAAAGCAGUUCAUGUAGAAGCUGCUCACAAUGGUAACACUAGCGCUAACGCAGACAAUGCUGGAAAAACUGAGGACAGUAGCAGCAGCAAGGAUGGAAAUAAGAAUGGCACACAGGCACAAACGAAGGCGCAUUUGAGCAAGUUUUUUAAAGAAGAGGAGAAGACAAGCAAAACGGAGCAGAACAGUGCGAGGGUAAAAAUACCAACUGGCGGAAUGGCGGAUACUGUUGAAUUGGAUGAGUUACAAAAACAUGAACAAGCUUCCUCAAAUAGAAAAGUUGCGCAUGAGCAGAGACACUCUUCUAAGUACAGUCUGGUGUCAGCAGCAGUGGCCACGUGUCUUAUGGCUUUUGUUCUUAGUGGAUGCGCGGUUGUGGCAGCAAGAGCACGCAAACGAAAAGAAAGCGUCAUGGAUUAUGCUCAAGUACCAGACACUCAAGAAUAAUAACGGAAAUGCGACACGACAU
Messenger RNA from Stylophora pistillata, 978 nucleotides. RefSeq lists its product as uncharacterized. The record is from RefSeq and is a predicted model, not a curated record. Gene Ontology annotation, biological process: neuron migration. NCBI's taxonomy places the organism in Eukaryota, Metazoa, Cnidaria, Anthozoa, Scleractinia, Pocilloporidae. Gene Ontology annotation, cellular component: cytoplasmic vesicle; membrane.